AUGAUGGUUGUUGUAAUCGCUCUACUCGUGGCGGCUUGCGUGCAUGCCGAAAGUUCUGAAGAACAGAGGGAAAAGCUUUCACAAAGGCUGAAGUUCCUGAAAAGGAAAACGGUCGAUCAUGUGAAUCCAAUGGGAGACUCGAUUGAGGAAAUCAACGUGAAAAGCGGAGUUGCAGCCGCACUGUUCCAGGGAGAUAUCAUCCUUCCAAAGGUACAACAGAAUGAGUUCACCGCCGAAAGUGAAACUCGUGCUAAGCGUCAAGCAUACAAUGACAAGAAGUACCCAGGUCACAGAUGGUCAAAUGGAGUUCCCUACAUUUUUGCUGACUAUUUAGGUGGAAAUGCCAAAGCUGCCUUCAAGAAGGCGGCACAGUUGUGGAUGGACAACACGUGCAUUAAUUUCACAGAACACCAGGAAUGGAAACCAGGCGAUCCCAAACCGCGUGAGGAAGACUUUUUAUUUUUUUGA
Ostertagia ostertagi is the source of this 468-nucleotide messenger RNA. The record is from the annotation of a GenBank genome assembly. NCBI's taxonomy places the organism in Eukaryota, Metazoa, Nematoda, Chromadorea, Rhabditida, Trichostrongylidae.